This is a messenger RNA of Toxotes jaculatrix (banded archerfish), 4120 nucleotides long. RefSeq names its product E3 ubiquitin-protein ligase RNF31-like. Gene Ontology annotation, molecular function: ubiquitin protein ligase activity; K48-linked polyubiquitin modification-dependent protein binding; K63-linked polyubiquitin modification-dependent protein binding. The record is from RefSeq and is a predicted model, not a curated record. Lineage: Eukaryota; Metazoa; Chordata; Actinopteri; Toxotidae. Gene Ontology annotation, cellular component: LUBAC complex. The coding region runs from base 197 to 3541 and encodes 1114 amino acids. The transcript has 24 exons. Gene Ontology annotation, biological process: protein linear polyubiquitination.
AACGCUGAAGUGGAGUUCCGCAUUGGAAGCUAGCGUCACAGCUACACACAGCACGAACUCAGAGACGGUGGGACUUUAACCUCUAAUAUCAUGUUAAAAACGCGUUAUUUUUAUUAACGGCGGCACAUAAACUUCUCUCCGGGACUCCCGGAAGACGGAAACAAGCGUUAAAGGAAGCCUCGAAGACGCAGCAGCGAUGAGCAGCAGCCCUGCGUCUGUGCACAUGGAUGAGGUCAGGAGGAAAGCCCAGUCCCUCCUCUCCUCCUCAGGCGUAGCCCAGGAUGUGAAGGCUGAGGUCCAGACCAUGGCCAGCAUCGCUCUGCCUCUGUCAGAGAAGUACUGUCACCUCGAGGCGGAGGCCAUGCUGAGGGACAACACGGCCAGCCGCAACAGGCUGGAGGCUCUGGAGUCUUUGAGUAGGCUGGUCAAGGCCUUGAGUAUCCUGGAGAAGUACGGCUGUAACCUGACCUGCCCUGCCAGGCCCAGGUACUGGAGGAGCGUCAAACACAACAACCCUGUCUUCAGAACAACAGUGGACGCCAUGAAGGGAGGGCGUAGAGUCCUCUAUCUCUACGGUUACACCAAUCAGCAGAUAGAUGGCCUCAGUUUCCCAGAUGAAGUCAGCGAACCGGACGCUGAAAAAGUUGCUGCCGUGACGCUGGAGGUCAUGACCUUACGCACAGAGGUGGACAUGCUCAUUAAGGGCACCCAUCCUUACAUAGAAAACUUCAAAGAUAUACUCCCAUUUGUCGAGCAGCAGGAUGUGACUGUGAGUGACUCUGUGGUUAUCCUGCCGGGAGAGGAGCAGCGUGGAGACAAACCCCAGGUCCUCUCUCCUUCACCUAAACCUGCUCAGAGCCUCUUAGGACAGUCCCUGAAACCAUCAGCAGGCUCUCUUACACAGAGCGAGUGUAAUUUGUGUGGCAGGGCUUCUUCUCUGGUUUGCCCGUCAUGUGACAAUCAACAUUUUUGCGAUGCAUGUGAUGACCUCUUUCACCGCCACCCCUCCAGAGCCAAUCACAAGAGAGACAAAAUACAGAAAACUGAACAGGAGACCUGCACCAUCUGUGGUAUUUCUGCUGUGUACGCUCAGUGCUCCGCCUGCGUCCAGAGCCUGUGUCUGAACUGUGACAUGCUCUUCCACUCUCACCCUGACCGCAAAGGACAUAACAGAACUAUCGUUACACCUGUCAAAACAUCCAGUCCAUCUCUGUCACCUUGGGAGUGUUCUCAUUGCACCACAGUGAACGAGAUACGAGCUGUUCUGUGCUCGACCUGUGAACGGCCUCGGCUCGCCACGGCUGCUUCUACCGUUCAGGAAAGCCCCAUGUCAGUUCCUACAUCACCGAACACAGAGUGGCAGUGUAAGAGCUGCACGGUUGUAAAUCAAGGCAGCAGCAUCCUGUGCAUUGUGUGUGAGCGCCCUCGUCUGGCCACUCGACCGCCCGUCGCUCCAGUGUCUUCUAACCCAGGAUCUCUGUCUGAUGCUGGAUCAAAGUGGACCUGUCAGUUUUGCACCUAUGUGAACACCAAGCCCACUGGGGUGUGUGAGAUGUGCAACUUGUCAUGUAAGGACUCUCCUGGCGAUUUGCUGCCCCAGUCUCUUCAACAGACGCCGUCCAUCACUACAGAUCAGCCUCAGCCCGGUGCGAAGCCCCAGCCGAAGCCCAGAGUGCACAUGGAGCUGAAGAGACAGAAGAGGAUGAGGGAGGACGGACUCAACCUCAUCCACCAGAUCAGAGAAGCAGAAAAGCGAGGGGUCAGCCCAGAGGAAGUGUACGCAGCCCUCUGCAUGUGCGGUGGCAGCAACAUCAACCCCUGUGACUGGCUGACAUCAGAGCUUCCGCACCUGCUGGAUGAAAUCUGCGCUAUGGCAGCGUCUGUCCAGCUAAACUACAAAGCUGGGGAUUCUGGGAUACACCCCAUGGUGGAGAGAGACGGCGAGGAGUCGGAGGAGAGAGGUCCCAACGCCACAGGUGAAGAUGUGAAGCUGUCCAGAGCUGAGGCCAAGCUGGCGUGGUUAGCAGCAGGAGGAGACACAGACAGAGCCGUGACACAGCUACUGAGAGACCGACAUGUCAAGAUGAGGGAGCUCCACUCUCUGGGUUUCAGGGAUGUGGCCCAGUGUGAGGAGGCCCUGCGGCUUAGCGGGGGUGAGGUUAAAGGGGCUUUGUCUUUGCUUCAGCGCCCUCUCCUGGAGCCUUUCCACCAGCGUAUCUGGGCCGACCAGCCCGAGCCACCGAUUGAUCCCAAGCACCCGGACAAACAGAGGAUGUGCAGGCGUCUGCUGGCGCUGUACGACCUGCCCAGCUGGGGACGCUGUGAGCUCGUACUGUCGUUGCUCCAAGAGCCAGGUGUCACUUACUCCCUGGAGGAUGUAGUGCAAGCUGUGAAGGAGUCGCAUGACAAAGAUUUCAUCAGGCGCCUCCUCAACAAUGAGUGCCCCUGCUGUCUGUGCAUCUUCCCUCGGAGCAAGAUGCAGUCUCUGACCUCCUGUCAGUGCUCAGUGUGCCACGAGUGUUUCAGGCAGCACUUCACCAUUGCUGUGAGAGACAAACACAUCAGAGACAUGGUGUGUCCCGUCUGUGGAGAGCCGGACAUCAAUGACCCCGAACAACUGGACAGCUACUUCUCCACACUGGACAUACAGCUGCGGGACUGCCUGGAGCCUGAUGUGUACGAGCUGUUUCACAAAAAGCUCACUGAGCACGCUCUCAUGAAAGACCCAAAGUUCCUCUGGUGCUGUCAUUGCACCUCUGGUUUUAUCAAUGAUGGAGAUCAGCUGAAGGUCACCUGUCCGUCAUGCCGGAACAGUUUUUGCACUCAGUGCAAGAAACCUUGGGAAACUCAGCACCAGGAUCUGUCCUGUGAGCAGUUCCAGCAGUGGAAGAGGGAGAAUGACCCAGAGUACCAGAGGCAGGGCCUGGCCGGCUACCUGAGAGACAACGGCAUCACCUGUCCUCACUGCCGGUUCCAGUAUGCACUGACGAAAGGCGGCUGCAUGCACUUCAGCUGCUCCCAGUGCAGAUACCAGUUCUGCAGCGGCUGCAACAACCCCUACCACAAGACGGGAUGUAAGACGCCCCAGUGCAGUUACUCUGGUCUACACUCCCAUCACCCUCGCGACUGUCUCUUCUAUCUCAGAGACUGGGAGCCGCCCAGACUACAGGCCCUGCUGCAGAGGAACGGCGUGGAGUUCAACACAGACCCAUCUAAUGGAACUCAAACUGAUGCUUGUGGUGUGAUGGAGCAGAAAGACGAGGGCGGUCAGCAGAUUGAUUCACCGUGUGGCAUUCAAACACAGCCGGGACAAGCUGGACUCUGCGAGAAGCACUACAGGGAGUACCUGGUCAGUCUGAUAAACGUUCACUCCCUGGACCCGGCUCUGCUCUACGACGCCCAAGAGCUGACUCGGGCCUGUGAGAGAUACCAGGUGGACGUGCAGAGAGGAGAGAACGAGGAUGACAACACCUACCACACUCGACUGCUCAAGAAACUGAUGGAGGUUCCUCUUGGAGAAAAGGUUCCUCGUAACAAGUAAAUAUUCCUGAGCUGCACAUCAUCACCGUCCUCAGAGGAAGAGACAAAGAUCUGAUCUGAAAUCUGCCUGGAAAAUCUUCACAAAGUCAGACGGCUAAUUGACGACUAACGAGAGACCGAUCCAAUCAUCUGACAAGUAACUUUACUCUCCAGCCUGCGGUGACACUUCUGACCAGUUUAGUGCCAAACCAUGUGAAUUUGUGUGCCAGCUUUGUGAGUCAGCUGUGUCCGAUUUGUGUCCCUGUAUCUGUUUUUUUUUUCUCUGUUGAUCAUAAAGAAACUGAUUUUGAAGAAGAGGAACUAUUGAUCUAAACAUAAGCAAUACUCUGUGAUUUUCUGCUGAGUUCAGCUGAGUCAGUUAAAACGUUUCUCUCAUUUCUUUAAGUCGCACGCGAAUCUUACGAGAAUCUGAUGAUUUAUCUCUUACACAUUAUGUUCAUCAUCAUGUUAAACUUUCUCAGAACAAUGUAGAGUUAAAAUUAAGCACGUUAUUCACUGUCUCAAGGGUCAAAGAGUUCAGAUUUUAUUUAUGUAUGAUGGAGGGAUGAAUCAGACUCAAUAAAAAAUAUUUUGAAGUGUG